Messenger RNA from Capronia epimyces CBS 606.96, 1668 nucleotides. RefSeq lists its product as uncharacterized. Gene Ontology annotation, molecular function: CoA-ligase activity. The record is from RefSeq and is a predicted model, not a curated record. Gene Ontology annotation, biological process: secondary metabolic process. The coding region runs from base 1 to 1668 and encodes 555 amino acids. The transcript has a single exon. Lineage: Eukaryota; Fungi; Ascomycota; Eurotiomycetes; Chaetothyriales; Herpotrichiellaceae.
AUGCCGUACUCGUCACCCUUCCCACCCCUAGAUAUCCCCAAAUGCAACAUCCUCUCCUACCUCUUCCCCCCGGACAAGGCGGUGUCCGACCAGCCGCUAUGGCUCGACGCCGCAGACACCUCUCACAGCCUCUCGCCGGCCCAGACGCUGUCAUGGGUCAAGAGGUUCGCCCUGGGCCUGGACAAGCUCGGCGUCGCCCAGCAGCAGGCCGUCAUGGUCUUGACGCCGAAUCACCUGUACGUACCCAUGGUGUACCUUGCUGCGGCGGGCUCGAAGCGGUACUUUACCGGCGCCAACCCCAUCUACACGGUCGCCGAAGUCGCUCAUCAGAUGAAAGUGAUCGAGGCCGCCGUGGUUUUGAUCCAUCCUUCCCUGCUUGAGACGGGCAUCGCCGCCGCCAAACAGGCCGCCGUCCCACUCGAUCGCCUCUUCCUCUUCUCGGACAGAGAAUGCCCGACCACUCGAGGAGUGCGGGACUGGAGAUCUAUGGUGGCCUCCGAAGCCGAAGCCAGGUCGUGGCAAUGGGAUCCUUUGGACGGGGAAGCGUCGUUGCAAACCAUUGCCGCGGUCAACUUCUCCAGUGGAACCACGGGCCUACCCAAGGGCGUGUGUAUCACCCACCGCAACCUCAUAUCCAAUGCUGCUCAAACCAUAUACAACAAGUUCUACGGCACCGAGUACUCCGCCGAGAAGCCGGGCCCCGAACGAUGGCUCGCCUUUCUUCCUCUUUAUCAUGCCUACUCCCAGCUGUGGACAAUCAAUAUCGCCUGUAAACUGCAGAUUCCUGUCUAUGUCAUGCCCAAGUUUGCGUUUGAAGACUUCCUCAAAUAUAUCGAGCAGUUCAAGAUCACGACGCUUCAAUUAGUUCCGCCUGUUCUGGUCAUGUUGAGCAAACGGCCGGAGACGGCGAAAUACGACAUCAGCAGCUUGAAACACUUGCUGUGUGGUGCCGCUCCAUUAUCCGGUGAGCUGCAGAACGAGGUCAGCCGGCGGUUCAAUGUUGUGAUUUCCCAGGGUUGGGGCAUGACGGAGACGACGUGUGGCGGGAUCAUGGUGCCGGGCAUGAUGGAAGACCGCACUGGGAGUAUUGGCUAUCUCUUAGCCAACACAGAGGCCAAGCUGAUCAAUGACGAUGGGAAGGAAGUCACCAGCCAGGGCGAGCCGGGAGAGCUGUGGGUGCGAGGGCCACAGAUGUUGCUAGGCUAUUGGCGGAACGAGCAGGCCACCAAGGAAAGCAAGACCGAAGACGGCUGGUUCAACACGGGCGAUGUCGCCAUCUGUAGAGAGGACAAGUGGUGGAUUGUCGAUCGCAAGAAAGAGCUGAUCAAGGUCAACGGCCUUCAAGUGGCCCCGGCCGAGUUGGAGGCAGUCUUGCUCGAACAUGAACAUGUGGCAGAUGCUGCUGUAGUCGGUAUCGUUCUUCAUGAUGAAGAACUCCCCCGCGCCUACGUCGUGCUGCAGGAACGUGCCAAAGGCAAGACCACGGAAGAGGACAUCAAGAAUUUCGUCGCCGGCAAAGUCGCCAAACACAAACGACUCGAAGGCGGCGUCAAGUUUAUCGAUGAAGUCCCCAAAUUAGCCAGCGGCAAGGUCGUUAGGAAGUUGAUGAAAGAGUGGGCCAAACGUGAUGCGAAAGAGGUCGAACGAACUGUGAAGCCCAGGCUAUGA